AUGAAAUGUUCAGCACUCUGGACAGCUCUCUGCGUUUGCAUGUAUGGGGCGGUGGUGACAUGCUCAGUGAAGAAGCUGGGCAAUAACACUGGGCGUUUCGCCAAUGCCACUCUGGUUCGGCUAAACGAGUUUUUAAGUGCUGGAUAUAAGAAAGGAGUUCGACCAGUGCGCGACUGGAGGCAGUCAACGACGGUGGCUAUUGACCUAAUGGUUUAUGCGAUCCUUAACGUGGAUGAGAAGAACCAGGUCUUGACAACAUAUGUGUGGUACAGACAGCAAUGGAUAGAUGAGUUCCUUGCGUGGGAUCCAGAAGAAUUUGAUGACGUUAAACAGAUUUCCAUUCCCACUGCCAACAUCUGGGUUCCAGAUAUUCUUAUCAAUGAGUUUGUGGAUGUAGGAAAGUCUCCUGAAAUUCCUUACGUCUAUGUAGGCCAUACUGGGCUAGUUCGCAACUAUAAACCUAUCCAGGUAGUGACUGCCUGCUCCCUCAACAUCUACAACUUUCCUUAUGAUGUCCAAAAUUGUAGCCUGACUUUCCAGAGCUGGCUACACACAACUAAAGACAUCAACAUCACACUAAUGAGAACCCCUGAGGAAGUAAUGAGCGACAAGAGUGUGUUCAUGAACCAGGGAGAAUGGGAGCUGCUUCACGUCCUCUCCAGAUACAAAGAGUUCAGCAUAGAUAAUGAUGAUUACUAUGCCGAAAUGAAGUUCCAUGUUGUGAUCCGACGCAGACCUCUAUUCUACACAGUCAACCUCCUGCUACCCAGUGUAUUUCUGAUGGUGAUGGACAUCGUUGGAUUCUACUUGCCACCAGACAGCGGAGAGAGAGUAUCCUUCAAGAUUACGCUGCUCUUGGGCUACUCUGUCUUUCUCAUCAUCGUCUCUGACACGCUGCCAGCGACUGCCAUAGGGACCCCUCUCAUUGGUGUGUACUUUGUGGUAUGCAUGGCGCUGCUGGUCAUCAGCCUGACCGAGUCAGUUUUGAUCGUGAGGCUGGUGCACAAACAGGAUCUGCAGUCUCGCGUGCCCCAGUGGGUCAAACACCUGGUGCUAGAGAAGGCCACGGUGCUUCUCUGCAUUCGAAACAAGAAGGUCUGCUCCAUCCUCUCGCAGGGCUCUGACCUGCCGCUCUACAAAGAAAACAACAUGAACACAGCAGUACACUGCAACCAUCACAGCUGCGAGGGAUCCAGAGAAUCCGGGAGGAACCUGGGUUUGGGGUUGUCCACGCAAAACAGUGGGUCUCCCGCCAUGGAUGGCAUCCUGCGUGAGAUCACCACUAUCCGUCAGUUCAUGGAAAAGAAGGAUGAGAGCAGGGAGAUCGCUAAGGAAUGGCUGCAGGUGGGGUACGUUCUGGACGUCCUGCUCUUCCGCGUCUACCUGCUCACCGUGUUGGCCUACAGCAUCACUUUAGGCACACUAUGGUCUGUCUGGCAGAAUGACUGACCGCAGAUGUGGCGCCAAUUCUGUCUCACUGCUUAAUGUAAAUGCAGUGUUUGAUGUAGUUUAAGUGCUGGUAAUGUAAUUGUUAUCUCACGAGAGAAUAACUUGAGCACCAUAGAGGAGAAAUGUGCUUUCAGAUCAAGAGUUAUUACUUGUAGACUGCCAGAUGAAAGCUCUGCCGUCUCUGAAAAUCAU
Messenger RNA from Puntigrus tetrazona (Sumatra barb), 1641 nucleotides. RefSeq names its product 5-hydroxytryptamine (serotonin) receptor 3A (gene htr3a). The record is from RefSeq and is a predicted model, not a curated record. Gene Ontology annotation, cellular component: neuron projection; synapse; postsynaptic membrane. Bases 1 to 1449 code for a protein of 482 amino acids. Gene Ontology annotation, biological process: monoatomic ion transmembrane transport; chemical synaptic transmission; nervous system process. Gene Ontology annotation, molecular function: transmembrane signaling receptor activity; extracellular ligand-gated monoatomic ion channel activity; neurotransmitter receptor activity. NCBI's taxonomy places the organism in Eukaryota, Metazoa, Chordata, Actinopteri, Cypriniformes, Cyprinidae. The transcript has 9 exons.